AUGCAUUCUACUCCCUCUUUGAGCUCGCUCGGGCAAGGGAUUGAGAUGAGCCCUGCUGAGACAGAGGCUGAGCCAACACCUCUGGUGUCUGAUUCUGGACCCAGCCGGCAGAUGCGACAAAGAGGCCCAGGCACCACAAAGCCACGCAUCUCCUCAGGCGCAUCCGUGCUGGUUCCCACCAGCUAUGCACCAGGAACCACCGCCUGGAUAGCAACCACUGCUUCCUUGUGCUAUGCGUUCUCUUACUUCUGGAGAUAUCCGAUAUUCAUGCUGCCGAAGCAUAUCCUUGACACCCCGACCAUGACAGUCUUCGGGAAGACAUUGUCCCUUCAAGAAUGUUUCUCGAUGUCGUUUAUUUUGGGGUUUGGUGCUGCCAAGAUCCCGGCAAUGCGGUUGGCCACGAGUGGGUUUUUCUUCCGACACCGCUUGGCACUGCUGUUGGGGAUCUUGAUUUCAUCGAUGCUGCUCGUGGCACUGCCAAUUCUGCUGCUGGAGGGCUUGGAGUUCUUGCAAGUGCUGGGCGUGUUUUCCUCCUCAUUCAUCUCCAGCUUCCUGUAUGGUGGCAUGGUCACCUAUUUGGAGGGAAGACAGAGCACCGAGAUUAUGCUUGCGGCCAUCGCCGCCAGCCUCACCGUGGCUGGCACGCUAAGCCGAGCAGCUGCUACGGCACUCCUCGGCUGGGGUUUACCUGCAAGGCUGAUGCCCCUCGUGUUGGGAGGAUGCAGUUGCUUCCUUGCCUGCAUCUGCAUUGUGCUCACUGACAGAGCGCCCAAACCAAGCCGAGCCGAUGUAGCUGCACGCUCGGCGCGCACAGCCAUGACCUCAAGGCAGCAGUGGGACUUCGUCCGCAAUCACGCCUUCGGAGUGGUUGCAUCCAUCUCGGCCUGGGCGGGACUGGUCGGAUUGCGAUCCUUCCGAGAUUUCUACGCGCAGCAGGUCUACACUGCUGCGUUGGCAGAGCCUCCUUCCUCCAAGGUUUAUGCAAUGGCCGACAUCCCCGGAGCUGUGACAUCCUUCAUCAGUCUGGUCUUGAUGUCCUGGGUGAAAGACAGCCAGAAGGCCUUGCGCUUGAUGUUGGUGAUCUGCGCUUCAGGACUGGUGGUAAUUGCCGUGCUGACAUGGCUACUGCGAGAGGGAUGGCUUGAUGGGAUCAGCUGGUUACUGUUGUACUCUGCCGCCUUCUACACCUCAUUCUCCAUGCUCAACGCGCCCCUGAAUGAACGCAUCUUCGCAGUUUCCCGGGCAGAAGGCACUUGCUCUUUCCUCAUCUUCGCAUCGGAUGGUGCGGGAUACGUCGUAACCAUUGGCUUGUUAAUGUACCAGAGCUUCGGCCCUCUCUCGAACACCAACGCUGAGGUGGUGCUGGAGCUCUUCGUGCAACUGCUGUACAUACUCACUGUCCCCAUUGUGUUCUUGCUGCUGAUGUCGGUCAGAUACUUCAGCCGCAGCGUCUACUGCCAUGCACAUGUUGCGGCUCUCUGA
This is a messenger RNA of Symbiodinium pilosum, 1482 nucleotides long. The record is from the annotation of a GenBank genome assembly. NCBI's taxonomy places the organism in Eukaryota, Dinophyceae, Suessiales, Symbiodiniaceae.